Molecule: messenger RNA, 1449 nt
Organism: Penicillium mononematosum
Lineage: Eukaryota; Fungi; Ascomycota; Eurotiomycetes; Eurotiales; Aspergillaceae
Exons: 1
Coding region: 1-1449 (482 amino acids)
Source: RefSeq, a predicted model, not a curated record
AUGUGUCACUCAAUAGGGCUCCAGCUCACCACUACUCAACUCAUUCAAACCCAUAUACUAGAAAGAGUGCUCACUGGAGCCACAUCUGGCCAUCAAACACCGAACGCAGGCGACAGCCACGCCAACGAAAUGGACGUGACGGCUAUCCUUGGGCUCGAAGUGCAAAACACAAAGACGGCACGCGACCUCGAAGAGCAGAAGCAAGACACAAAUCGCUUGCUCCUCAAAGAACCCAAGUGGACAGAAUCUGCAGUCAAUCCGCAGUGUAUGGUCAAUGAUAUUGGGCUAUCAUCGGCCUCCACGCUGUCGCAGCAUGACCUUGCCGACAAGCUUAAGGAGUCUCGGGAACAAAAUGCGCAGCUGAGACGUAAGAUGAAGGAACAGGAGGAUAUUAUCCUCAACCUCGAACAAUCCCACAAAGAAACAGUCCGCCGGUGUGCACAACGCUUAGCAAAUAUUCCGCACAAGCGUCAGAAACAGGCAAAAAGGAUCGCCGACCUCGAGUCCCGAAAAGAAAGGCUAGUCAGUGAUCUCGCGAAACAGACAAAGAAGACCGUCGACCUUCAGUGCCUAAGGGGAAUGCGAGUUCGUGAUCUUAAGAGACACGAAGAGAUGAUCGCCGACCUCCAGUGCCAAAAAGCAACGCUAGUUGGUGAUCUCGAGAAACAGAAAAAGAUUGUCGCCGAUCUCUACUGGCAAAAAGAAAUGUUAUUUCGUGAUCUCGGAGAACAAGGAAAGAUGAUCGCCAAUUUCCGGUGGCAAAAAGGAAUGUUAGUUCGUGAUCUCGAGAAACAGGCAAAGACGAUCGCGAACCUCCACUACCAACAAGGAAUGCUAGUUCGUCACCUCGGGAUACAAGGAGAGACACUCGCCAACCUCCAGUACCAAAAAGGAAAGCUGGCUCGUGACCUCGGGGAACAGAAAAAGAAGACUGCCGACGUCGAGAGCCAAAAGGCAAGGCUAGUUCGAGAUCUCGAGAAACAAACCAGCAUAGCGUCUGCGCUAGAAACACGAGACAUGAAGGUGGAGAAAGUCAUCUAUCACAUUGCUAGCAUAAUGUACUCGGAGCUCGAGUACCAAGAACAACUGAUCAGCAAAACGAAACCAGACGGUGUGGAGUCUCUCGAGUUAAUCCGUAAUACACUGAAGGAUCUGGUUGAAACCACUAUCAGCAAUGACGAGCAUUCGGAUACGAUGCUCAAUCAUGAAGAUGAGCCGCAGUUUGAACAGGUAUAUACGGACAUAUUAUCUCGAUUCAGAGACAUACUCGCAAGACAGGCAAGGAAGCUCGAUGUACAGAAAGGCAUCAUUGACGAACAAACACGCACUAUCUUUGAACUUGAGGCGCAGAAACGGAAAGUUGCUAGCGAACUUGAGGAACAAACUGGAAAGUUGGCUUUGACGCUUGAAUUCUUCGGAGAGGAUAGUGGAGAAUACGCUUGUCUCUAG